Molecule: messenger RNA, 3474 nt
Organism: Callithrix jacchus (white-tufted-ear marmoset)
Lineage: Eukaryota; Metazoa; Chordata; Mammalia; Primates; Cebidae
Gene: PNLDC1
Product: PARN like ribonuclease domain containing exonuclease 1
Biological process (GO): nuclear-transcribed mRNA poly(A) tail shortening; siRNA 3'-end processing; priRNA 3'-end processing
Cellular component (GO): nucleus; endoplasmic reticulum
Molecular function (GO): 3'-5'-RNA exonuclease activity; RNA binding
Source: RefSeq, a predicted model, not a curated record
CUAAAAUAGGAAAUGUCAGUAUCAGUUUAAGUUUAUUAUAGAACAGUCAGUAUGUGAAGAUCAAAGGACCAAAUGUCAACCUCACUUGGACUCUUUGUUCUCAACAGUAAGAGAAACAAAUUUGAAAGAGGAAGGAGGUGCUUUGAGGAGCUAAAAGCAGAGAUGGAAAUGGAUGGAGCUAAUGGGUGCUCAAUCGGUCAUGAAGCAAACAUUUUACUACGUAGGAGAUGAAGCUUGAAAUGCAUGCAAGUUAAUCUAAAAUUUGAGCUUGGGUAGAUGGCAAUUAUGGCAGUUCUCUGGAAGGAGCUGAUUAAGGUGUUAAUUUUUGGCUAUUUGAUAAAUGUGAGAAAAAAACCUGUAGGCAGUUAAGGUAGCUUCUAGGGCAUUGUUUCUAAGUUUUUAAAUGUAUACCCCAAUUACGUAUUUGUUUAGAAGUGAAAUGUUACUUCUCCCAAUUUGAGUAUUAAGUGUGUUGUUUUAAAUAGAAGAGAGAACUGUAUGCACCAUUUUUUAAAAGUGUGAUUGGUUGAGAGGCCUUCAGAAUUGAAUGGCUUAAUAGUCCCCUUCUGCUUAAUUAAUGUCCCAGGGGAGGCAUUUAAAAGUUUAAUUGAAGACUGGAUGCAGUGCCUCACACCUGUAAUCCUAGCACUCUGGGAGGCAGAGGCAGGAGCCAGCCUGGCCAACAUGGUGAAAGCCUGUCUACUAAAAACGAGCUGGGUGUGGUGGUGCAUGCCUGUAAUCCCAGCUGCUCCAGAGGCUGAGGCAGGAGAAUCCCUUGAACUCAGGAAGUGGAGGUUGCUGUGAUCCAAGAUGUCACCACUGCACUCCAGCCUGGGUGACAGAGCGAGACUCUGUCUCAAAAAAGGUAAAAGAUUUAAAAAAUGUAAUGUUUUCUCCCCUAACCUUAAAGGUGGAUUGGAGCACCUCACUUUGAGAACCACAGCUCCAAAACAAUGUUCAAAUAGCCUAGGAUUCAAGGGAGGACACUGUAAGGAAGACCAUGGACUAGUGGCACUGGAAACAGUAACAAGUAAACAGUGGGCUCACCUGUAAGUGAUGUUGUAGGUAGGGUUUGGGCAAGGAGUGAGUGCACAAGAUAAUCCGCGGGGACCAAGGAUUCCUUCCAUGUAGUGGGCAGUUCUUGAGGCUUUGCAAAGUUUGAUUGCUGGUGUCAAGACAGUAGUAAGGUGGACAGCAGAAUGAGGAAAAAGAUGUCCAGGGCCGUGGGAAAGGGCAUAAGGGCAGACCAAUAUUGGCAGAGUUGGAGAAGUUGGGAAGAAGUGAUUUAGAAGACCGUGAGCCAAAGCGAAGGAUUUGUUUGUUGCAGUUCCGACGGAGUUGUUCCUUAUUCUCUUUUCUGCUUUCACUCUUCCGGGGGACUGUCUUUUCCUCCUGCCACACCUCUUAAACGUUCGUCUAUGUAAAUGACCUUCUCACGUUAAGGGCUGCAAAUAAAUUGCUGAGGCUGCAAAUAAAUUACUAAGGAGCCAGGUAAACAGCAAGCAACCUUCACCUUUGUAGCAAAUUGUACAAUCAAAAAACUCGCAGGCAGGUGUGGGCGACGCCAGCCCCACAGGGAGGAACCGGGCACGUGGGGCGUAGGCGGCUGCCUGUUUUCUACGCGUGCGCCUUUUAAGACCAGGCGGUGCAGCGGAAGCGCGUGACAACGCUGGGUGCCUCAGUGCGGCUGCGUGGCCAUGGACGUGGGUGCCAAGGAGUUCGAGGAGAGCCUCCCUCUGCUGCAAGAGCUUCUCCAUGAGUCGGACUUCGUGGGUCUGGACAUAGAAUUCACGGGCCUUCGUUCUAACCUGUCUGGACCCCAGAUCAGUCUUUUUGAUUUGCCGUCGGAGUGGUAUCUAAAGACCCGCCAGAGCGUUCAGCAAUUUACAAUCUGUCAGAUCGGAUUGUCUAUGUUCUCCGCUCUUGAAGGAGAAGAAAACAAGUACGUAGCCCAUUCGUGUAACUUCUUUCUCUUCCCUACAACAUUUGGGAUUUUGGACUCAGAAUUCUCUUUCCAGGCUUCCAGUGUUCAGUUUUUGAAUCAGUAUGGCUUCAACUAUAACAAGUUUCUCAAAAACGGAAUCCCAUAUAUGAAUGAAGAACAGGAGAAGAAGAUUAGACAUGAUAUCCUGAGUGGGAACUGGAAAGUUCGCAGCUCUCUGGAUAAAGACCAAAUCAAGGUGGUGAUUGAUGAAGUGACUCGAUGGCUAGACCUGGCCAAGGAAGGCGACUGGAUGACUCUUCCUGGGAUUGUUGGCUUCCAGGCCUAUGAGGUGCAGCUGGUGCUGCGGCAGGCCCUCCACAACAUCUGGACGGUGCUGAAAGAUGACGGGGUCAUAGUGAAGAAAGUGAGUAAGCAACAUCGUUGGUAUCUUCAGAGCACCUCUUGUGACCGAGAGAGCUGUUGGAAGGAAAAUAUUCUUCUCUCUGCAAAGGGUUUUUCUGUCUUUUUCCAUAUGCUGGUGAAAGCCCAGAAGCCCUUAGUGGGACAUAAUAUGAUGAUGGACCUGCUGUACCUGCAUGAGAAGUUCUUCAGACCCCUGCCAGAAAGCUAUGAUCAAUUUAAGCAGAAUAUCCACAGCCUGUUUCCUGUUCUCAUUGAUACCAAGAAUGUAACAAAGGAUAUCUGGAAGGAGAUGAAUUUCCCGAGGGUGUCAAGUCUUUCCGAAGUCUAUGAAGUCCUGAACAGUGACUUGAAUCCAACCAAGAAUUCUGGACCAGAGAUUGUUCAUGCAAUCAGCUGUGAGAAAUAUGUUGAGACAAAGUGCCCCCAUGAAGCUGCAUAUGAUGCCUUCCUUUGUGGGUCAGUUCUUUUGAAAGUGGCACACUUAAUCCUACAGAAAGUGCACGGCAUUGACCCCAUUCCCGAGUCGACCUUUCCUCAGUACCUCGAUGUGCUGGCUCCUUACGUGAACCAAGUGAACCUCAUCCGAGCGGGGGUCCCGAAGAUUAAUUUUUCUGGUCCAGAUUAUCCAAGUAUCCGACCUCCCAUCCUCAUCCUCAGCGUCAAAAGGUGGCCUGGGGUCAGCGAGCAGCAAGUCUACCAUAAGUUUCAGAAUCUCUGCAAGUUUGAUGUCAGGCGUCUCACACGAAGCCAGUUCUUACUCCUGACCAAUAAGUUUAAGGACGCACGGAACAUCCUGAAGGAGUACCGGGGCCACCCAACCCUGCACAUCUCCCUGUACCGCUACUGGAGGCACUCCCCAGACGUCAACUGCCUGCUGCAAGUCUGUGGCAUCAUGACGGCCUGGGCUGUUCUCGCCUUCAUCCUCGGAAGAUCUGGUCCCUGAGCACAGUGAGGUCUCCUAAGGCCACGCUCGGUCCCCAUGCUCUCUGGGAGGCGUGCUGGAUGUGUUUGUAUAAAUCAGGUUCUAUUUGCAGAUGGAUCUGCUGGGUCUUUUCUGGAAAUUCUGUUACGUCCUGAACAUGAACUUCUGUCAACACUAUCAAUGAUAAAUCAAUUCUUGGGCAUCG